Molecule: messenger RNA, 1420 nt
Organism: Drosophila navojoa
Lineage: Eukaryota; Metazoa; Arthropoda; Insecta; Diptera; Drosophilidae
Gene: ana2
Product: anastral spindle 2
Biological process (GO): positive regulation of transcription by RNA polymerase II
Cellular component (GO): mediator complex
Molecular function (GO): transcription coactivator activity; transcription factor binding
Source: RefSeq, a predicted model, not a curated record
AGCCCUGGUUAAUAGCAGCCCUGUUCGCUUGGGCAGCGCAAAUUCUGUCGCGCCCGAAUUCAAUUUCAAUAAGAAUUAAAAAUGUUUGAAACAGAAGAUAUGCUGCCACGAGCGGCUCCCAGACCAAGUGCACCUAUACCUUUGGGCCAUACUGAUGAGAUUGUUAAGCCGACGGUGCCUGAAGUUUCGAUAUUGUUCGGGCAGCAGCCGCCGCAGCAACAAGCUCAAAUUCAGCAACAACAACAGCAAGCUCAGGUACAGCAACAACGCCCUGCAACUUUCGCGUCGUGGAAGAAGCAAGUGUUGCCUCGUGUCAACUUUUCUCCGGUGGUGUCAACUGAAUUAGGCCCAGCCACUCCACCCGCUGCCACAGCUGUAGCAAUCAGUGGGGUUGUUGGCGGAAAUGAGUAUAACUUUCUACCGCGCAGUCGCGCCUUCGAUGCGCAGCAGGCUAGCAAUCUAAAUCGAGGAUAUGCAGCAUCUGCUGCCUCACACUAUCCACGCGAAACGUAUGCCCCAGAUGAGCUGGUGUCUACCCCUCGCUCGUCCAACUCCAAUGCAACUGCAACUGCAACUGAUGUACUUACGAUUUGUGCCAGCACACAAACAGAAGCAGAACCUGUAUCAGCUGUCAAGGAUCACAGGCCAGAAUCUGGCAACUCAAUAGAUAAGAGUGAUAUUAAAGAAAUACUGACACUAUUGGAAACUAUGCGCCAGGAGCAACAGCAAUUAAGACGCCUCUGCGAGUCCCUGGCGCAGCAGCAGCAACAACAGCAACUGCCAAGCGCAAAGACCUUCAAAGAAACUGGCUCUCAGUGCGUGCUUCUUGGUCCACCCAAAAGCAAUGUUCCAAUGGUCAAGCGCACUACACCCAUUAUUCACGAUUAUAUAGUCGAAGAGGAGGAGCUGCCGGCUAGAGCUUUGCCACAAUUCCAGUCGCCACGUACUGCACCUCCAAUAGCCCAGUCCACCGGAUAUCGCUGUAAUACGCCACAGAGUAAACAAUCGCCCGCUUUGCCUGUCAAAUCGAACACGGACAAAACAUUGGUUAUGAACGAGCUGGCCCUGAAGUAUUUGCCACAACGACAAAUCAACGAAUUAAUGGACGAUUUGCAUGUUUCACCCAAGCCUGGGAACGAGGUCGUUUCAAAUGGAACCCCAUUGCGCGCCAUUGACAAUUUCAACCAGAGUCCGAAUAAUAUGUCUAAUGCUUCCUAUAAAUAUCUCAAGAAAUAUCGUCUUCUGCCCGAAGAACAAAUGGGCUACGAUCAUCAUCAGCUUAUAAUAUCAUCGCCGCAGGCCAGGAGCCAGGAGCCCAUGCUGGACUUGGAUAACAUACGCAAUCAGCCAAAGCUAUUGUAAAAAAAACCGAAUUUUUUCUUUAUUAUAAUAUAUAUAGUGUAUAUUUUUAUAUAAUUUU